This is a messenger RNA of Postia placenta MAD-698-R-SB12, 189 nucleotides long. RefSeq lists its product as hypothetical. The record is from RefSeq and is a predicted model, not a curated record. The annotation marks the transcript as partial. NCBI's taxonomy places the organism in Eukaryota, Fungi, Basidiomycota, Agaricomycetes, Polyporales, Adustoporiaceae. The transcript has a single exon.
CCACAAGUUUCUCCGCAUCCACCACAGAUGGCGACUGGUGGCGAGUCGAUCUAUCGCACCAUUAUGAACAGAUUGACUGCCCUCGAGGGGAAUACGACAUUGUAUGCGCGGUACGUAGAGGAGCAGACCACUGGUGUCAGGGAAGUGCUGCGCCGUUUGGGAGAGGAUGUCGGUCGGUUGGAGGGCAUC